AUGCGGUCACUACUCCGGUCGGUGGUGGCCGAGAGCCGGGCGGCGGGGCUGAGCCGGGCUGAACUCGGCCUCGACGGCUACUACGCGGUCUCGGUGGCGGUGCUGGGCGGAUAUGCGACCGAAGGCGUGGCCGGGGUGGCCGGCGAUGUGGCGCAGGGUCUGGUCGAGACCCUUGUCGUGCUGGGCGUCGAUGAUGCCACAGAAACCUACGUCCGUGGAUGCAUGUCGUCGCGGCUGGGCUACGCCGUCAAGGACAUUGCCCACUCGGUCCUCACAUGCUGCAUGUCGGCGACCAACGCGUCGGCCUUGCUUGGCAAGUGCGACAUGUGGGUCUUCUCUGCAUCGCAGAUGGCUCGCCUGCUUGCCGCUGCAGAAGCCAACGCCGCCGCGCGCCCGCACGGCUCCCUGCCUGCCCUCGCCCACCGCCCGAUCCGCAAGCAAGCGCUCGGCUGGGACCAUCUCGCCACCCUCCCGCGCCCAGCCUUUGACGACGACGCCGCCGGGGGGCCGUCGGCCGCCGCCGGCUUUCAUGCCGGGACUCUGCUCGACGUCGGCGCAGGGACCGGAUCGGUCACCGAGCAGCUGGCUCCGUUUGUCGACACGGUCGUGGCUACCGAGACGGCCAUUGUCAAUGUGUGGUGCCUGCGCUCGCGCGGCUUUGCCGCCGUCACCUCGGGCGUCCUUGAGGAGGCCGGUCUUGCCGAGGCGCUCGUGUCGGCCGGCGCCGCCGCCCCGCGGCGAGGUGAGCCACUGCACUUUGACGUUGUCUCGUGCUUCAACGUCCUCGAUCGUUGCGACACACCGCAGACGCUGCUCGACGACAUGGUCGCGCUGGUCGAGCCCGAGAGCGGGCGGCUCAUCCUCUCCAUCGUCCUCCCGUACCACCCGUCGGUCGAGGUUGGCUCGCGCUGGGAGCGCCCAUCACAGUUUGUGCAGGCGCCUCUGGGCGAUGACGCACCGUUCGAGGCCUGGGUUGUCUGGUUCACCGCCACCUUUCUCCAUCCCGCGGGCCUCCGCGUCCUCUCCUGGUCGCGCGUCCCCUACAUCUCGCCGGGAAACACCCGCCACGCCUUUUUUGUCCUCUACAACGCGCUCUUUGUUUGCGAGCGGAUUUAG
Molecule: messenger RNA, 1116 nt
Organism: Thecamonas trahens ATCC 50062
Lineage: Eukaryota; Apusomonadida; Apusomonadidae
Product: DORA reverse strand protein 1
Exons: 1
Coding region: 1-1116 (371 amino acids)
Molecular function (GO): protein-L-histidine N-pros-methyltransferase activity
Source: RefSeq, a predicted model, not a curated record